Molecule: messenger RNA, 1678 nt
Organism: Lycium barbarum (goji berry)
Lineage: Eukaryota; Viridiplantae; Streptophyta; Magnoliopsida; Solanales; Solanaceae
Product: lysine-specific demethylase JMJ703-like
Exons: 2
Coding region: 882-1556 (224 amino acids)
Source: RefSeq, a predicted model, not a curated record
UGCAUGUUUUACUGAAUGUAUGGGGAAGAAAAAGUAAUUAUUAUCAUGAGAGAGUUAAUUUUGAAUUUCUCCUCUUCCUUUUUCAUGAAGGGUAUGAAAGGAAUAGGAAAAGCGGUAAGUGACGGGUAUACCCUCAAAGGGGUAAAUUUGAACCUUUUUCCUUUCUAAUUUUGGUGUCAUAAACAACUGUUUGCCAUCACUAGACCUCCUUACUUUUAUUAAGGUAAAGAUGCAUUGCAGACUUUUGACCUUCGGAGUCGAGCUUUUCAAAGACAUGUUCAAUAAUAAUUUAUGAUUCAAAUAUUACUAGGCAAAAUCAGCAGGGGUCUUUUGUAAUUUACCUCUUUUUCAUAUGUGUGUUCUGUGAGCUGCUCCCUAUCCUUAGUUUGUAGGUUGAGACUUAGCUUCUGCUAGUCCAUACUCUAGUUGAGGAAGUUAAGCUCUUGUUUGCCCAUACAAAUUCUUUACCUUUCUUCUGUUUUUUUUUUUUUUUUUUUUUUUUUUAGUUUCACAUUUGAGAAAGUGGUUUUGACCAGUUUUUCAACUGAAUUUUUUUUCCACUCACAAAAUCUGAACUUUUUUUGAAGUUAAAUACAUGUCCAAACACAAUUCGAUUUCCAAAAUACCUUUUUUCAACAUUUUUCAAUUGUCAUACUUUUUUAUGUUCAGACGCCUACUAACUAUACUAAGAGCUACUUUGUUGAGUUUAAACUCUUGUGUGUGAGUACUAGUUAUCUUAUUUAGAAGUAUAUUCAUGUAGAAUGUGACGUUUCAUUUUCUAUUGGAAGUAAUUUUUAAUUUGUUCUAUAUUUGGAUGGACAAGGGUUGCCACUGAAGUGAGAAGACGCAAAUAUGUGUGUGCUUCUCUUGAAUCGCAAAAGAUGGACGCUGACUUCUGUGCUACCACCAAACGGGAGUGCGCUAUAUGCUUCUAUGAUCUAUACCUUUCAGCCAUUGGCUGCAAAUAUUCUCCACAUAAAUAUACUUGUCUUCUUCAUGCCAAGGAGCUUUGUGCUUGUGCUUGUGCUUGUGCUUGUGCUUGUGCUUGUGCUUGUGCUUGGAGUGAGAAGUAUUUGCUUAUACGGUAUGGAAUAGAUGAGUUGAACAUCAUGGUUGACGCUUUGGAUGAGAAGGUAAGUGCAGUUCAUAAGUGGGCAAAAGAAAAACUUGGAUUGCCCGUGUCCGACGUCUCUAAAGAUGCCAGCAAGGAUGGAGGUACGGCUCCUCCUUUUGAAAUGGUGAAGGUACCUGCGAUUUUUGAUGUGGGACUCUCUGAGAGUAUGUCUCACCGAACAUCAGAUAUUCAACAGGAUCAGAAAAAUAAUUUGGAUCCAAUAUCUUGUUCGUCUGUUGAUUCAGAUGCAUUGACUCGUCGAUCACAGUUGAAAGAAAAUGCUUAUGAUGAGAAUAAAGUUUUAUUGCCAAAAAUAUCACAGCAUACUGCUGUUGGAGAAAAUAUUGCGACUUCUUCCAAUGCAGUUCGCAAGAAACAUCUUGCUCGGGAGUCUUCGGCUACUGAAAACAAUGGGAUUAUUCUGAGUGAUGAUGAAGAUUAGCAACCCCAUGUUUACUGUAUCAUGAAUGGUAAUGUGCAUUUAUGGUACAUUAAUGCACUGUUGUAACUUGUAAAUCUGUUCUUUGCUAUAAAUUUGCAGAUCGUAAAGCUUGAAUUAUGUUA